AUGCUCCUGCGGUGUCGUACCCAGCCAAUUCCAGGGCUGCCCACUCACAACUCCAACACCAACUGCGUGGGACGAUAUGACGAAAAAAAGCCAAUUGCAAUCUUUCCUUAUCGCGCCCAUGCGGUUGUCGUCCUGUCUUUUGAUAGGCCAGCAGCAUCCGAUAUCGACAAGACCCCAAGCCCAACCGUGUCUUGCCGGGGAGAUCGGCUGGAAGGCAAGAUCAUCGGUCUUGAUGUGGCGGUGUUGACGGUAGGUAUUUCAGCGCAGCCAAUCUCCACGCCAUUCUAUGUGAAAAAGCUCCAUGCCGUUUUGGUGAUAGUGAGGGAGAUGAAUGUGGGAUGCACAGGCGGGGGAGUGGGCAGCCGGGGGCGACUGGAAGAUCCCAGCACAAGAUCCCCCAAGGGCCAGGCUCCUAGGGAGGCGGGGGCGGGGCCCACCAAGUGUGCCAGGGGCAUCACCACAAAAGUUGGCUCUACCCUGCGUUUCCACUUGGGGAACCUAUGGCUUGUGACUCCGGUUUCGGAACAAGCGUGGCGCUUUGUGCCGUCUUGGGAGUGGUCAUCGGCUGGAAGCUCGGGAAAGUACGUAUCUUCUGGGCUGAGUGUCGUGUUGGAAGAGACCAAGACACGGCAGAUUGAAGCCGACCAAGUGUCCAAUGCGAUUUCUUUUUGCGUGCCUGUAGCGGAUGGCGGUUUCCAAGUCGCAGCUUGCCCUCGACAGUUACAAGUGUCGCCGAAUGUCGAUUCGUCUUGUCCAAGCAUCGGAACUGGCACCUGUUGUAGUGGCCAACGGAGUAACAACUGGAAGGCAGGGCCAGAUGUUAGGAAGGUCGAAAGUGCACAAGAAAGAGAGAAAAAGAAGAGGAUGGAGGAGAGGAAGGGAACGGAGGACGGAAAAGGUGGCCGCGGCGCUCGGGGCAAUUUGAACGACAGAUCCGACUUUCUUUGGUCGGCUGUUGGGUUGCUCCAAGUCAAGAAAAUGGCCGGUGCGGAGCACACACGAGAAGUGGAAGCAGGCCAAGCCGGAGUGCCAGGCCCUGGAGAGGAUUGUACACUACAUGGAGACGGGAAAUGCAACCUCGAGACGAGAGAGGGACCAUGUCCAACAGGCAGCGGGCGGGCCUAG
Neurospora hispaniola is the source of this 1125-nucleotide messenger RNA. RefSeq lists its product as uncharacterized. NCBI's taxonomy places the organism in Eukaryota, Fungi, Ascomycota, Sordariomycetes, Sordariales, Sordariaceae. The transcript is spliced from 7 exons. The coding region runs from base 1 to 1125 and encodes 374 amino acids. The record is from RefSeq and is a predicted model, not a curated record.